AAGGUUGCACAUGAGGAGGAAUUAAAGCUCAGGGAGGAGCAGAGAAUGGAAGGAGCAGGUUGUUUGAUCACAGUGGGUUCAUUUUUACCUCCACUAAUUACUACUUUUUUCUCACAGCAGUAAAAGAAAGCAAACAGGAAGCACGAGUUUAACAGCUAACAGCAAGGACAGCUGAAGGUAGGAGAAAAGAAAGGAGCAGCAGCAGCAAGAAAAGGAAAGAUAGAAGUUUAAAAAAGUCAAAUGAGAGAUUAAUUGAGAAAGAAAAAACAGAGCAGAGACGAGGCUCUGAGGAGUGAGACAAGUAAGAAAACAACAAACACUCAUUGACAGAAAGGACUGGACAUAAUUCCAAGGACCACUGACAUCAGCAAAACAAGAGGAAGAAGAGCAGCAGAAAAGAGGUCAUUGUGGUCAAUGUGGUGCGUGCCUGAGCGAGUCUACUAUGCAAGCAAGACAUAUGAGAUAAACAGACACAAGCACAGUCACUCCGUUCAGUUCCAAAACACAGCGCUCCCUGUCGCAGCAUGUUGAUGAAAGAGUACCGCAUAUGUAUGCCACUGACUGUGGAUGAGUACAGGAUUGGGCAGCUCUACAUGAUCAGUAAGCACAGCUGUGAGCAGAGCGGUGGGGGAGAAGGGGUGGAGGUGGUGAAGAAUGAACCAGAUACACACCCUCAGCACGGUCCUGGACAGCUGACCGAGAAGCGCAUCUACCUCAGCAGUAAACUGCCAUCAUGGGCAAAAGCUCUUGUCCCAAGGAUCUUCUAUGUGACAGAAAAGGCCUGGAACUUCUACCCAUACACCAUCACAGAGUACUCGGUAUCAUUCCUCCCCAGGUUCAGCAUCCGUAUUGAGACAAGAUUUGAGAACAACAAGGGCAAUAACAACAAUGUGUUUGGGGACACGCCAACCCCAGCAGAGAAUGUGUGCUUUCUGGAUAUCCUGACUGACCCAAUCCCUGAAAAGCACUAUAAAGAAUCAGAGGACCUGAGUCGCUGGCAAUCCAGUAAAACUGAGCGUGGACCUCUGGAGAAAGGCUGGAGAGACUGCCACAAGCCCAUAAUGUGUUCCUAUAAGAGGGUUCAGUGCAGCUUUGAGGUCUAUGGCCUCCAGACCAGGACUGAGGAGUUCAUACAUCGAAACAUCAAAGACAUUCUUCUCGUUGGCCACAGACAGGCGGUAGCAUGGAUCGACGAGUGGCACGGUCUGAGUUUGGAAGAGGUGAGGGAGUAUGAGCAGGCAAUGCAAGAGAAGACCAACAGCAAAGUCAAAUCCAGUCAGAGCAACGCAGGUCCUCCAGAUGCCUCCCGCCCUUUGUUCUCUCGCUCCAUUUCUGUGACAGAUGAGCGAUCCUUGAAGAAGAUGGGAGUGACUACAGCAGCCAUGUCUGACACCUCAACCUCCUCUGUGCCACACAGUCCCCUUCGCCUCAACUCAACCCCUGAGUGAUGCCUGACAUACACUUUGUACCAUGCAAUCACAAAACCCAAACACAGAGUCAACAACUGCCAGUGUCAUGUGAUUUUAUUCCUAAAAUAUGAACACAUGCACACACACGUGCAAACAGUGAAACUAUAGUAAAAGGCAAUUUUGGGGAAAAGAUCAAUGUUACUCUCAGAAAUGCAGGCUCUACUCAGUGGUGACAAAGUCCACCUAAAAACGCACAAGAAGCCUCAUUUCUUCAGUUUAUAGAGAAACCAAAGGGUCAUUUAGGGGAGAUGUGUGGUGGUGGUUCUUCUGACAGGGAUUAGUGCCUUCCACAGGUAAAGCACAAAUGCAGAAAAAAGUAUUAUCUUGGAAGGACAUUAUAGCUUUUGUACAGAUUAAGCUAGCUGUUUCCCUAUUUUUCCGUCUUUAUGAAAAGCUAAACUAACAAACUGCUGCCUACAGAUUAUUUUCACUGUACAGAUUAAAAGAAUGAUAUUGACAUUUUCAUCUAAUUCUACUAGAGCAUCAAAUAUUUAGCUAUUUUUUUUAAAUAUUACAAAUCGGUUUAGUCUUCUCCAGAAGCAUUUCUUUUUCACACUGACAGCAUGUGCUUGAUUUAAAAAAAAAAAAAAGAAAAACAAUGGCCGACCCAUGGCGUGG
Messenger RNA from Melanotaenia boesemani (Boeseman's rainbowfish), 2087 nucleotides. It is a transcript of the gene pitpnc1b, whose product is annotated as phosphatidylinositol transfer protein cytoplasmic 1b. Lineage: Eukaryota; Metazoa; Chordata; Actinopteri; Atheriniformes; Melanotaeniidae. The record is from RefSeq and is a predicted model, not a curated record. The transcript has 10 exons. Bases 525 to 1448 code for a protein of 307 amino acids. Gene Ontology annotation, molecular function: phosphatidylinositol binding; phosphatidylinositol transfer activity. Gene Ontology annotation, cellular component: cytoplasm. Gene Ontology annotation, biological process: phospholipid transport.